GCUACACCCUUCAAACAUCCCACAGACACUCCUAGGAAAACAAGCCUUCUUGGGAACAGAACCCCAGAGCACAGCAGUACACCUUCUCUCAUCUCUCCCUCGAUGCCUAUCUCUGAUCUCAGGAUGUGGACUCUACUGCUUGGGGUUAUUUUCGGACUUCUGGCACCUGUUCAGUCCGACCCUGUUCCUGUCUCGACAGAACCUCCCGCUCUGGCUGCUGGGGAUUUUCUUGGGGAAACUUUCAAGGUCUUCAAGAAGCUUGUAGUGGGUCCCCCGGAUGCCACCAAUGGAACAUCCAGCAGUGACGAAACAGUGGACCUAGAUCAUUUGGUGACCCCUGACCCUGUGACAUCUGACCCGGAAGACCAACUGCCCACCUUUGACCCAGAGGAGGGCAGCACAGAUGAGACAGAGGGCAGCACUACAGAGGGCAGUAUGAAACACCCCACUUCAGGACAAGAUGAUGAAGGGGAGCUGUUUGAUGCCAACCUUAAACCUAGCUUUAACCUCCGCCCCAGUCCAACUCCUCGCCCCAGUCCAACUCCUCGCCCCAGUCCAAGUGAUAGACCUGAUUCACCAGAGGAAGAUGAAAUGAUCCUGGAUACCGAAAGCCCCACAGCAGAGUUUGUCCCCACAGCAGAGUUUGUCCCCACAGUAGAGUUUGUCCCCACAGCAGAGUUUGUCCCCACAGCAGAGUUUGUCCCCACAGCAAAGAUUGUCCCCACUGCAGAGUUUGUCCCCACAGUAGAGUUUGUCCCCACAGCAGAGUUUGUCCCCACUGCAGAGUUUGUCCCCACUGCAGAGUUUGUCCCCACAGCAGAGUUUGUCCCCACAGCAGAGUUUGUCCCCACAGCAGAGUUUAACCCCACAGCAGAGUUUGUCCCCACAGUAGAGUUUGUCCCCACAGCAGAGUUUGUCCCCACAGCAGAGUUUGUCCCCACAGCAGAGUUUGUCCCCACAGCAGAGUUUAACCCCACCACUGAUUUUUUGAUUGAUUUGGAAGAUGUUAACGCAAUCCUUGAUGCUAACCCCAGCCCCAGUCCUUAUCCAACUCAUGAUGCUAACCCCAGCCCCAGUCCUUAUCCAACUCAUGAUGCUAACCCCAGCCCCAGUCCUUAUCCAACUCAUGAUGCUAACCCCAGCCCCAGUCCUUAUCCAACUCAUGAUGCUAACCCCAGACCCAGUCCUUAUCCAACUCAUGAUGCUAACCCCAGCCCCAGUCCUUAUCCAACUCAUGAUGCUAACCCCAGCCCCAGUCCUUAUCCAACUCAUGAUGCUAACCCCAGCCCCAGUCCUUAUCCAACUCAUGAUGCUAGCACCACAACAGAGCUAGAGGAGAUGGAGGACGAUAUAUUCAGACCAAACUUUGUCGCCAGCCCUAGUCGUGUACCGGAUCCCAGUCCCAGCCAUAGUCCCAUCUCAGAGUUUGAAGAAGAAGACCUGUUACCUCUUAGCCUUGAUCCAAGCUUUAGUACCACCUCCAGACCUAGCCAAAGUUUGGGGAGCAGCCAUACACCUAGUUCUAACCUAACCAGUAUGACAGACUUGGAGGAAGGCGGGGCUGCAAAGAUGAACACAGAGCUGGCCUUCACCUCAACCACCAGUUCUACCGCACCUACAACAGUCAGGAUGAAUUCAGACAUCGAAGGGUCAGGGUCGGGAUUCCUGCCUCAGAGUAGCACCACAGUAGCAGCCCCUGCUGGUGAGGAGGACCAAACGUACAACUCCCGAGUCGAUAAGCCACUCAUUGAAACAAAGACAAUAAUUCAAGGCAGCAAUAGGCUUGCUCUACCAAGGGAGGAACCGGCAGUGGAUACCUCUACAGUUCUUCGUGAUGCAGCUGCUGUAAAACCAACCCCAUCCAGACAACAUGAUUCAUAUACAUCGGGUUGGUUGAUCAUCGUUGCCUUCGUCGCGGGCGUGGCGGUGUUGGUCGUAAUCUGUGUCGCCAUAGGUACCAGAGACAGGUGGAAUGCACCGGCCCAGGCUUCUGAGAAGAAGGUCGCCAACGCGAGCUCAGGAGAUGAGAAGGUGGAGCGGGAAAUGGAGAGGUUUCUGUCUAAAGAGAGGCCAAGGGAAAACAUCCACGCUGGAGAGUACACUGUUAUACUUCUGGAGGACCUCCCUGAGAAAGAGCCGCUGGACUGAGACGGGCCAAGGAGAUGCAGAACGGGGACAAAAUAAGAACAACGGACACCUGAGAAAUAGAAUGGAACGGGUCUCCCCAUUCUAGUCAAUGGUGGCAUAAUGGGUGGCAUAAUGGGUGGCAUAAUGGGUGGCAUAAUGGGUGGCAUAAUGGGUGGAUCCCCCAUUCUUGACACACACAGGAAACUGUUGAGUGUGAAAAACCCAGCAGCAUUGUAGUUCUUGACACAAACGGGUGCACCUGGCACCUACCCUGUUCAAAGGCACUUAAAUAUUUUGUC
Messenger RNA from Oncorhynchus gorbuscha (pink salmon), 2426 nucleotides. RefSeq names its product cell surface glycoprotein 1-like. The record is from RefSeq and is a predicted model, not a curated record. NCBI's taxonomy places the organism in Eukaryota, Metazoa, Chordata, Actinopteri, Salmoniformes, Salmonidae. Bases 103 to 2148 code for a protein of 681 amino acids. The transcript has 5 exons.